AUGGGUGUUCUCCAGAACUUGUCGGGUGCUCGGGUCACCAUGGAGCUUACCUUUGACUCCUACAGCCUCCUGCGGGCAGCGGUCAUUGGGGUUAUCUCUUUGCCAGUGAUAUUCAUCCUUGUUGACUACAUCCGAGUCCUUCGACUGCGUCGAAAGCUUCCUCCUGGACCAUUCCCCUGGCCGCUUGUUGGCAACUUCUACCAGAUUCCCAAAGUCAAGCCAUGGAUCGACUUCGAGAAAUGGUCGGAAUACUACAAGGACCCCAUGAUCACCAUCUGGCAGGGCCACAGACCGACCAUUAUGUGCAACGACAUCUGGACAAUAUCCGAUCUGCUGGACAAGCGAGCAAACAUUUACUCUUCUCGACCUCAUAUGAUCGCUAUGGGUGACAUGAUUAAUGCGACAGAGAGUAACCAGGUGUGCCUUGUUUAUGGAGACAAGUGGCGCCUUCAUCGUCGCCUCAUGCAUUCAGCAACGGGCUCACAAGCCAUCAGACCCUGGCGCACGAUUCAGGCCAACGAAUCCAAGCUUCUGGUCCGCGAUCUGCUGGACAAACCAGAUGACUUUGUCAUGAGCGUUGAGAGGUACUCGUGCUCGAUCGUCUCCAUCAUUGGCUGGGGUCGGCGGAUUGACAAGAUCAACGACUAUGUUGCUCAAAUGGCGCUCAAAGCCAUGGAGGGGGUCGACCUCAUUAUUCCAGGUCUUUUCAUUGUUGAAUCGAUACCCUUUCUGGCCAAACUGCCCAAAUGGCUUCAGUGGAUCUACCCCAUGCCGAGCCAGAUGAACACCAUGGCAAAACAUUUGCAAAGAUACUUUGUGGCACUGUCAAAAGAAGGCGCUCAAGCCCCUGAGGACAACUUCGCCAAACGUCUCUUCAGGGAGCAAGAACAAAGUAAUAUUGCCGACGAGGAGAUCUCGAGUCUCACGUCUAAUCUCAUCGGGGGGGGAGUCGACACCACCAGCGGAACUAUACUCUCCUUCAUCCUGGCAAUGUGCGUCUUUCCGGACAAGCUGAAGAAGGCUCAAGAAGAACUAGACCAAGUGGUUGGCCAGGAUCGAGUCCCGGACUGGAGUGACGAGGCGUCUCUGCCGUAUGUCAAAGCCGUCGUCAACGAGACACUGAGGUGGCGCACCGUUACCAUUCUCGGCGGGAUCCCACACGCGCCGAUUCAGGACGACGAAUAUCGGGGCUACUUGAUACCCAAAGGCACCCCUAUCACGGGCAAUGUGUGGGCCAUCCAUCGAAACCCAAGAGAGUUUCCUGAGCCUGACCAGUUCCGGCCCGAGCGCUACCUCGGUGGUCUUGAGCGGCCUUAUCCCAACAAGCAGGGCCACAAUGCUUUCGGAUGGGGUCGCCGCCAGUGCAGCGGGCAACCCCUGGCCGAGCAGGGACUGUUCUUGACGAUUGCGACGCUUCUCUGGGCCUUUGACUUUAAGCCCGGCCUGGACGAGAAUGGGAACGAAGUCAAAUUGGACAUCUUUGCAUAUACCAAGAGUGAGAACAUGCGCCCGGAACCCUUCAAGGCGCGCUUCAUCCCCCGCUCAAAGGCCAUUGAGGACAUCAUCCGUGCAGAGGCAGCAAGGGCAAGGAAGGAGCUUUCUGCCUAUGAUGGCGAAACCCAUUUGAGGUUGGAGAAUGUCCCUUAG
Messenger RNA from Fonsecaea nubica, 1647 nucleotides. RefSeq lists its product as hypothetical. The coding region runs from base 1 to 1647 and encodes 548 amino acids. The transcript is spliced from 4 exons. The record is from RefSeq and is a predicted model, not a curated record. Lineage: Eukaryota; Fungi; Ascomycota; Eurotiomycetes; Chaetothyriales; Herpotrichiellaceae. Gene Ontology annotation, molecular function: oxidoreductase activity, acting on paired donors, with incorporation or reduction of molecular oxygen; monooxygenase activity; iron ion binding.